Peronospora matthiolae is the source of this 348-nucleotide messenger RNA. Lineage: Eukaryota; Oomycota; Peronosporomycetes; Peronosporales; Peronosporaceae. The record is from the annotation of a GenBank genome assembly.
AUGGAGGAAAACCUGGCUGAAUCCCAGGUGACGAAGAGCAAGGUCAAGAGCCGGCCAAAGCACGCUUUCAUAGGCCUUGGCGAAGUCAAGCAGGACCGCGCCCGCACGCGACCCACCGGACUGGGAACAGAAAGUUUGAAGGUCUUGGAACCGAAUCAUGGAGUGACGAAUGGACCGUCCGGGGACGAAGCCAGUUUGGUCGUCGUGGACAAUGAAGGGAAGAAUUUUUCCCAACCAAUGAGCCAAUAUCUUCGGUCCAAACUUGGCAUCGUGGUUGAGCAAAGUGAUCGGGCGGUAGUUGCCUGGAUCACAUCGAUCCCCUUUCUUGAAAAGCACGCACGGGGCUGA